Molecule: messenger RNA, 1098 nt
Organism: Scheffersomyces coipomensis
Lineage: Eukaryota; Fungi; Ascomycota; Pichiomycetes; Serinales; Debaryomycetaceae
Exons: 1
Coding region: 1-1098 (365 amino acids)
Cellular component (GO): cytoplasm
Molecular function (GO): pyridoxal phosphate binding
Source: RefSeq, a predicted model, not a curated record
AUGUUGAGUAGAGUUUCAAAGAGAUUCAUCUCUAUAACACUUAACCAACCAGUGAAACCACCUUUUAUCCCAUUGGUAUCAGAAAAUGGAUUUCCAGAUGCCAUUGGUAAUACUCCGUUAUUAAAAUUACCCAGAAUCUCGAGUUCGAUUGGAAGAAAUAUUUAUGCCAAAGCUGAAUUUAUGAACCCAGGUGGAUCCAUAAAGGAUAGAGCUGCUAUUUAUAUCAUAAAUGAUGCUGAAAAGAAGGGAUUAAUAAAACCAGGAGGUACCAUUGUGGAAGGUACUGCUGGAAAUACCGGUAUUGGGUUGGCUCAUGUCUGUAGAGCCAAAGGAUAUAAAUGUGUUAUUUAUAUGCCAAAUACUCAAUCUAAAACUAAAAUUGAAACUUUAAGAUUGCUAGGUGCUGAAGUUCAUCCAGUUCCAGCUGUGGCUUUUACUGAUCCUCAAAAUUAUAAUCAUCAAGCUAAACGUCAUGCUGAAGGUUUAGAAAAUGCUGUCUGGACUAAUCAAUUCGAUAAUAUUGCCAAUAGACAAGCACACAUCGAAACCACAGGACCUGAAAUCUGGGCUCAAUUAGAUGGUAAUGUUGAUGCAUUUACUUGUUCAACCGGUACUGGGGGGACAUUUGCCGGUACUUCAAGAUAUCUUAAAACCAUAUCCAAUGGUAAAGUUAAGGCAGUGUUAGCCGAUCCACCAGGAAGUGUUUUAUAUUCUUAUAUCAAGUCUAAUGGUAAAGAAAUUGUAAGAGGUGGAUCAUCCUUCACUGAAGGUAUUGGUCAAGGUAGAGUCACUGAUAAUUUAAAACCAGAUUUAGAUAUUAUUGAUGAAGCCAUUCAAAUCCCAGAUGAAGAUUCGAUUGUUAUGGUAUAUAGGUUAUUAGACGAAGAAGGAUUAUUUCUUGGUGGUACUGGUGCUUUAAAUGUUGCUGCUGCUGUUAAAGUUGCUGAAUCCUUACCAGAAGGUAGUAAUGUUGUCACUAUCUUAGCUGAUUCUGCUCAUAAAUACGCAGAUAGAAUUUUUUCUAAGGAAUGGUUAAAGACCAAGGGAUUAUACGACGCCAUCCCAGAACAUUUAAAGAAGUAUGCCACUUUAGAUUAA